GACAUCAUUGGGAGUUAUUAUUGCCGUUCUGUAGAGGUACUUUUAGGUGAACGGGUGCAUUUAAAAGAAAUCAAAUAAAGAUUUGUUGUUGUUCUUGUAAACGUUAUUGAAGCAGUCUUCCUAGGGUGGAGAGAAGGACGGCAGAUAAAUAUUAGGAAGGAAAGGAAAUGGCUGAUAGAACUGCACCGAAAUGCCAGCUGCGGUUAGAGUGGGUUUAUGGUUACCGAGGUCACCAGUGCCGGAAUAACCUAUACUAUACGGUUGCCAAGGAGGUGGUCUACUUUGUUGCUGGAGUGGGAAUUGUAUACAACACCAGGGAACAUACACAGAAAUUUUUCCUUGGCCACAACGAUGAUAUUAUCAGCCUUGCGUUACAUCCAGAAAGAAGUCUGGUUGCAACAGGUCAAGUUGGAAAGGAGCCUUACAUCUGUAUUUGGGAUACUUACCAUGUACAGAUGGUUUCUAUUCUGAAAGACAUUCAUACGCAUGGAGUUGCUUGCUUGACUUUUGAUUCUGAUGGACAGCGCUUGGCCUCUGUAGGAUUGGAUGCCAAAAAUACAGUCUGCAUCUGGGAUUGGAAAAAAGGGAAAGUGCUAGCAACGGCAACUGGCCACUCAGACAGGAUCUUUGAUGUUGCUUGGGAUCCACAUCAGCCAAACAGACUUGUUAGCUGUGGAGUGAAACAUAUUAAGUUCUGGACAUUAUGUGGGAAUGCAUUAACACCCAAAAGGGGAAUUUUUGGGAAAACUGGUGACCUUCAGACCAUUCUGUGUUUGGCGUGUGCUAAAGAUGAAACUACAUACUCUGGUGCAUUAAAUGGCGAUAUUUACGUCUGGAAAGGGCUAAAUUUGAUCCGCACAAUUCAGGGAGCUCAUGGAGCAGGCAUAUUCAGUAUGUACGCCUGUGAAGAAGGUUUUGCUACUGGAGGGAGAGAUGGUUGCAUCCGACUAUGGGACACUGAUUUCAAACCAAUCACAAAAAUUGAUCUUCGUGAGACUGAGCAGGGUUACAAAGGUUUGUCUAUCAGAAGUGUUUGUUGGAAAGCAGACCGCAUUCUAGCAGGAACCCAGGACAGUGAAAUAUUUGAAGUGAUGGUUCGAGAACGAGAUAAACCUCUCCUGAUAAUGCAGGGCCACUGUGAAGGGGAGCUGUGGGGCUUGGCAGCCCAUCCUAAGAAGCCAUUGGUUGUCACAGGCAGUGAUGAUCGAUCUGUACGUUUGUGGAGCCUUGUUGACCAUGCUCUUAUUGCACGCUGUAACAUGGAAGAGCCAGUACGCUGUGUUGCUUUCAGUAGUGAUGGAUCACAGCUUGCUCUAGGAAUGAAGGAUGGUUCAUUUACUGUACUCAGAGUCAGAGAUAUGACAGAGGUGGUCCACAUUAAAGACCGAAAGGAGGUAAUUCAUGAAAUGAAAUAUUCUCCAGAUGGAUCUUACCUUGCUGUAGGUUCAAAUGAUGGGCUGAUUGACAUCUACACAGUUUCACAGCGAUACAAGAAAGUUGGAGAAUGCAGCAAGUCAUCUAGUUUCAUUACACAUAUUGACUGGUCUAUUGAUAGUAAAUAUCUACAGGUCAAUGAUGGUGCUGGAGAAAGACUAUUUUACAAAAUGCCAUCUGGAAAGCACUUAACGAGUAAAGAGGAAAUAAAAGGGAUUCAUUGGGCCACAUGGACUUGUGUAAUUGGACCUGAAGUAAAUGGAAUUUGGCCUAAGUAUACAGACAUCAUGGACAUCAAUUUUGUGGAUGCGAACUUUGGUAGUGCUACCCUUGUGUCUGGAGAUGACUUCGGAUUGGUCAAACUCUUUAGGUUUCCUUGUUUGAAGAAAGGAGCAAAAUUCCGUAAAUAUGUUGGACAUUCUGCUCAUGUGACCAAUGUGCGAUGGUCAUAUGAUUUUCAGUGGACAGUUAGCACAGGUGGUGCUGAUCACUCUGUAUUUCAAUGGAGAUUUAUUCCAGAAAGACAUCUGAAGGAUGCACUGCAUACAGCCCCUACCAAAAGCUAUGCUGAUUCAAACAGUGAUGAAUCUGAUUCGGAUCUGUCAGAUGUGGCAGAGUUGGAUUCUGACAUUGAACAAGAAGUCCAAAUCAGUUAUGAUCGUCAGGUCUACAAAGAAGAUCUACCUCAGCUCAAACAGCAAAGCAAAGAGAAAAAGCAAGCAGCAGCUUCUCUAAAAAGAGAGAGAGCCCCUGAAGGAAGUCUGAAACUACAAUUUGUCCAUGGGUACAGAGGAUAUGAUUGUCGAAAUAAUCUCUUCUAUACCCAAGCUGCUGAAGUGGUCUACCAUGUUGCUGCCAUUGGUAUUGUUUAUAAUCGACAACAGCAUUCACAAAGAUUCUAUCUUGGACAUGAUGACGAUAUCCUCUGUCUAGCCAUUCAUCCAAUGAAGGACUAUGUGGCUACUGGGCAGAUUGGGCGGGAUCCAUCAAUUCAUGUUUGGGAUACUCAAACACUUAAAUGUUUGUCGCUAUUAAAAGGACAGCACCAGAGAGGAGUAUGUGCCCUUGACUUUUCAUCUGAUGGAAAAAAUUUGGUGUCCAUUGGUUUGGAUGACAACCACACUAUAGUAGUGUGGGACUGGAAAAAGGGAGAAAGACAAGCAACAUCAAGAGGACAUAAAGACAAGAUAUUUGUAGUGAAGUGCAAUCCACACCAUGUGGACAAACUUGUUACUGUUGGGAUAAAACAUAUCAAAUUCUGGCAACAUGCAGGUGGUGGCCUUACCUCUAAACGAGGAAUAUUUGGUAACAUGGGGAAGCUGGAGACAAUGAUGUGUGUAUCGUAUGGCCAGAUGGAAGAAAUGAUGUUCUCUGGAGCUGCAAAUGGAGAUGUUUACAUUUGGAAAAAAAAUCUUCUCCUCAAGACAGUUAAAGCCCAUGAUGGGCCCAUUUUUGCUAUGCAUGCCUUAGAUAAGGGAUUUGUAACAGGUGGCAAAGAUGGUAUUGUUGAACUCUGGGAUGAUAUAUUUGAGAGAUGUCUAAAGACAUAUGCUAUCAAGAGAGCAGCCCUAUCACCUGGCUCAAAAGGUUUACUUCUGGAAGACAAUCCUUCAUUACGUGCCAUUACAUUGGGACAUGGCCAUAUACUUGUAGGAACCAAGAAUGGUGAAAUACUUGAAAUAGAUAAAAGUGGACCUAUCACCCUACUGGUUCAGGGUCAUAUGGAAGGGGAGGUUUGGGGUCUUGCAGCUCAUCCUGUUCUUCCCAUCUGUGCUACUGUAAGUGAUGACAAAACGUUACGAAUCUGGGAGCUCUCCUUUAACCAUCGUAUGCUAGCAGUACGUAAACUUAAAAAAGGUGGGAGAUGUUGUGCUUUCUCACCAGAUGGAAAAGUCUUAGCUGUUGGGUUAAAUGAUGGGAGUUUUCAUGUAGUCAAUGCUGAUACCCUGGAGGAUAUAGUGUCUUUUCACCACAGGAAGGAAAAUAUAUCAGAUAUCAAAUUUUCACCAGAUGCAGGGAAAUAUCUGGCUGUAACUUCACAUGACAAUUUUGUGGACAUCUACAAUGUGCUUUCAAGUAAAAGAGUUGGCAUAUGUAAAGGGGCUUCUAGUUACAUUACCCAUGUAGACUGGGAUGUAAAAGGGAAGUUAUUGCAAGUUAAUUCAGGUGCUAAAGAGCAUCUGUUUUUUGAAGCACCAAGAGGGAAACGACAAACAAUUAGAAGUACAGAGAUAGAGAAGAUAGACUGGGCCACUUGGACAUGUGUUUUAGGACCAACAUGUGAAGGAAUCUGGCCGACACACAGUGAUAUCACAGAUGUCAAUGCAGCCUGUCUAACCAAAGACAGAAAACUCAUAGUCACAGGGGAUGACUUUGGCUUCAUGAAGCUCUUUUCAUACCCAGUAAAGAGCCGAUACGCAAAGUUUAAAAAAUAUGUGGGCCACAGUGCGCAUGUGACUAAUGUGAGGUGGGCACAGGAUGACAGCUUGUUGCUUACAGUGGGUGGUGCUGACACUGCUUUAAUGAUCUGGAAUUGGGAAACUGAUGGAAACAGGGACAACAAGCCUAUGGACAGUGAAGAGUCUGACACUGACACCGAUGAGGAUGGAGGGUAUGACAGUGAUGUUGCAAAAGAGAAAUCCAUCGACUACACAACCAAGAUCUAUGCAGUUAGUAUCAGGGAGAUGUCAGGCACAAAGCCACAUCUCCAACCAAAAGAAGUCUCAACGGAAGAAAGGCAGGGAAUUGUCAAGGGAUCCAGACCACCUGUCAGCAGAGCUGCUCCUCAACCAGAGAAACUACAAAAGAACAAUAUUACCAAGAAGAAGAAACUAGUGGAGGAGAUUGUCUUAGAACAUGUUUUUGGCUACAGAGGCUUUGACUGCCGCAACAAUCUUCAUUAUCUCAAUGAUGGGACUGACAUUGUUUUUCACACAGCUGCUGCUGGCGUUGUUCAGAAUCUGUCGUCAGGUCUGCAGAGUUUUUAUGUGGAGCAUACAGAUGACAUACUCUGCUUAACUGUCAAUCAACACCCAAAAUACAAAAAUGUUGUGGCAACUGGACAAAUAGGUGAUAUUGCAUUCACAUCAGGGACAACUCCAUCCAUUCAUGUGUGGGAUGUCAUAACCAAGCAGACGCUUUCUAUCCUCCGUUGUUCCCAUAAUAAGGGUGUCAGUUACAUUAACUUCAGUGCCACUGGCAAGUUACUGUUGUCACUGGGUGUUGACCCUGAACACACUAUCACUGUUUGGAGAUGGCAGGAAGGUGUCAGAGUUUCUAGCAAAAGUACCCAUAGUGAGAGGAUUUUUGUGGUUGAGUUCCGUCCAGAUUCAGAUACACAAUUUGUGUCUGUGGGGAUAAAACAUAUAAAAUUUUGGACCUUGGCUGGUGGAGCAUUACUUUCCAAAAAAGGGAGCGUUGGACCUGUGAAUGAUGCUAGGAUGCAAACCAUGCUAUCUGUUGCCUUUGGUGCAAACAAUCUUACUUUCACUGGUGCCAUAAACGGAGAUGUGUAUGUCUGGAAGGAUCACAUUUUAACCCGGGUUGUAGCAAAAGCCCAUACAGGACCUGUUUUUACCAUGUACACAACUCUAAGGGAUGGCUUAAUUGUCACUGGAGGCAAGGAAAGACCGACAAAAGAGGGAGGUGCAGUAAAACUAUGGGAUCAAGAAAUGAAACGAUGUCGACCAUUUCAGUUGGAGACGGGACAGCUCUUGGACUGUGUGCGUUCUGUCUGUCGAGGAAAGGGGAAAAUACUUGUAGGAACUAAAGAUGGUGAGAUAAUUGAAGUUGGAGAAAAGAAUGCAGCAUCAAAUAGCCUAAUUAAUGGGCACAUGGAAGGAGAAAUUUGGGGCCUUGCCACACAUCCCUCUAAAGAUGUCUUGAUUUCUGCAAGUGAUGAUGGUACAAUAAGAAUUUGGGAUCUGGCUGAUAAAAAAUUGCUAAACAAGGUGAACCUUGGCUAUGGUGCAAAAUGUGCUGCUUACAGCCCUGAUGGAGAAAUGGUUGCAAUCGGGAUGAAGAAUGGAGAAUUCGUUAUCCUACUGGUUAAUUCGCUGAAAGUGUGGGGCAAAAAACGUGACCGGAGUGCUGCCAUCCAUGAUAUCAGCUUUAGCCCCAAUUCCAUGUUCCUGGCUGUGGGUUCUGCAGAAAAUACUGUUGAUUUUUAUGAUCUGACGCAAGGUCUGACUUUAAACAGAACUGGUUACUGCAAAGACAUUCCUAGUUUUGUUAUUCAAAUGGACUUCUCAGCUGAUAGCAAACAUAUCCAGGUAUCCACAGGUGCCUACAAGCGUCAGGUACACGAGGUUCCAUCGGGCAAGCAAGUAACUGAUCAGGUGUUGAUUGAGAAGAUCACAUGGGCUACAUGGACAAGCAUUUUGGGAGAUGAAGUCCUUGGAAUUUGGCCACGAAAUGCUGAUAAAGCAGAUGUCAACUGUGCUUGUGUAUCUCAUGCUGGAUUAAACUUAGUGACUGGGGAUGACUUUGGUUUGGUGAAGCUUUUUGAUUUUCCUUGCACUGAAAAAUAUGCAAAACACAAGCGUUAUUUUGGUCACUCUGCUCAUGUGACCAAUGUACGCUUUUCCCAUGAUGACAAGUAUGUUAUCAGCGCUGGUGGUGAUGACUGCAGUAUAUUUGUUUGGCGAUGUCUUUGA
Carcharodon carcharias (great white shark) is the source of this 6089-nucleotide messenger RNA. RefSeq names its product echinoderm microtubule-associated protein-like 6. The transcript is spliced from 46 exons. NCBI's taxonomy places the organism in Eukaryota, Metazoa, Chordata, Chondrichthyes, Lamniformes, Lamnidae. Gene Ontology annotation, molecular function: microtubule binding. The coding region runs from base 168 to 6089 and encodes 1973 amino acids. The record is from RefSeq and is a predicted model, not a curated record.